GUCACUCGUUUGCGUUGUCCUGCUAGGACAUCAAGUAAACUACAAGCGGUUAGUUUAGCGGUGAACUGGUGAUAUGGUUCGUUUUUAAGACCUUACCACCGCGACUCCAAGUCCUGCUUUCAAGUCGCGAGUUGUAAUUAUUAACGGAGUGUUUACGGAGCCCAAUGCAGUCACCUGCAGAGACAGUGGAGAAUGCCUCCAUCCUUUCGAGUGGCUCAUCGCAGGAGGGCCAUCGUCUGUGGAUCGGCAAUAUCGAUCCGAAAAUUACAGAGUAUCACCUUGUGAAGCUCCUUGAAAAGUUUGGGAAAGUGAAGCAGUUUGACUUCUUAUUUCACAAGUCAGGACCACUGGAAGGCCAACCCAGAGGAUACUGUUUUGUCAACUUCCACACAAAAGAGGAGGCUGAACGUGCUAUACAGUGUCUAAAUGGAAAGCUGGCAUUAUCGAAGAAGCUAGUGGUACGCUGGGCCCACGCACAGGUAAAGAGGUUUGAACCUUACAGAGGGGACAAGAACCUGCCUGCCAGCUUGGAACCGUCAUCCAGUGAAGCAGAGGAGCUGCCGACUUCGCUGAGUGUAAGUGCGAAGAUCAGAGCUAUCGAAGCCAAGCUGCAGAUGAUGGAGGAGAAUGCAGAUGACGAGUAUUCGGGACCUUCAGCUUACCUCUAUAACAAACCCCCGGAGAAGAGGGAUAAAAGAUCACAGCCAUACAACAAGCAGUUCCGCAGGCACAGGAGAUGACCUCCUCCAGUCCAGCUCAACAGUCUGCUGUCUCUGUACUGAGUGGACUCACACAGCCUGCUAUGGACUUGUACACCACAUUUUAAUGUUUAAGGCCACUAUCUGGACUUUAUGCUGGAGAGAGAGAAUUUGAGCCUUUAGGUUGAGAUGACUUAAUACACAUACUAAUUCAAUGGAGGAAGCUUCCCCCUCCCAACACAGAGACACUUCUAUAGCUGAUGUGUGCGCAUUGCGUAAUAUAUCUUUCCAGCGAUUUUUACAUUUUUUUUUUUUUUUUCUUUUAAUUGUUCAUAGAACAUGUUUAUUUUAUGAUGGGUUUUGUAUGUUUUUGUACGUUUUUCUUUGGUUUUCAAAACCAUGUCCACUUUUAUUCCCCUAAAUUUGAUAUUCACAGUGAAAGAACCCCAUCUAAUCAGUGAACCUAUUGUUUCUGUUUACCCACUCUUAACCUCCUCUACCUUGUAUUGUAAUCUUGAAUUGCCUGCAGAUGUGUUGUAGCAUUUUGUAUUGUGAGAAUGAAAAGUAAUGAUUUGUAAUUGUACUGAAGUAAAAUGUAAGGACUUUUUCCCCUUCUCCGUUUAGACAGUAGGUAUAUUUUGUAUAGACAGAGCACAAAAUAUGGCACUAAACUACUUAACAGUUACUUAAUAUUUACAGUUGUUGUUUAACUGUCAGUAUAUUAUUACAACUUGCCUUAUAGGAUCACCGGCUAUUUAAAAAGGGCUUUGUUUCUGUGAUCAGAACCGAAGACAUCGCACAGACUCUUCACGGCUUUGUCCUUGUCUGUAAUCUCUGACUUUGGCAGUAUUUUGAUAGCUGAUAUUAUCUUCAAAAGAAUAAAACAAGUCUGAAUAUG
This is a messenger RNA of Pygocentrus nattereri (red-bellied piranha), 1596 nucleotides long. It is a transcript of the gene rbm18, whose product is annotated as RNA binding motif protein 18. Lineage: Eukaryota; Metazoa; Chordata; Actinopteri; Characiformes; Serrasalmidae. The coding region runs from base 165 to 740 and encodes 191 amino acids. The transcript is spliced from 6 exons. The record is from RefSeq and is a predicted model, not a curated record. Gene Ontology annotation, molecular function: RNA binding.